Molecule: messenger RNA, 1079 nt
Organism: Cavia porcellus (domestic guinea pig)
Lineage: Eukaryota; Metazoa; Chordata; Mammalia; Rodentia; Caviidae
Product: DPEP2 neighbor protein-like
Exons: 2
Coding region: 655-1050 (131 amino acids)
Source: RefSeq, a predicted model, not a curated record
UGAAAUAAAAGAUAUGUGAAAAAAAGUACAAGAAACUAAGGGGUGAAGUAAGGGAAAAACUAGAUCUGCAGAGCAAACUUGGGCUAAGCAGAGAAAAAGGAGAAAAAGUUCAUCCUACAGCUAGGAGACACAGGAUAGGCUACCACGAGGAGUCAUGAUAGCAAGCUCUUGUAGCGUCUGGUCUUCUUUAUGCUGUCUAAAUCUUAUGUGAGCUCUCAAGAAGUUCUACAGAUAGGGUCCUGGAGAUCAUCUGUCACUGCCCUGGGACCUUGAAAUUGACAGGUCCCACCCACUGUGCCAUCCAACUUUGCUACCCACUACCUCCUAUAUUACAAGUAAUCUCAGUUUGGGAUUCUUGUUUGCUCCUGUGUUCACUGGUGCGUGCUUCACAGGGAGUAGCUACUUGAUGAAAAUGUGAACAGGAAGGCCAAUUAGGAAAGCCCAAGCAGGGUUCCUCUGCCUUCUCCUUGUUCAUGUCCACCAAACAGUGAGGCCUGAAAUCUGCCCUUCAAUUCACAGUCUAAUUGUGAUGUCACUGGGUACUGAUGACAUCACAGAUCCCCUUGUUUCCAUGGCAGAAAACCUACUCAAGUGUGAGAAAACUUCCUACCAGUUCUCUAGUAGUACAAGUCUGUUUUGGUUGCCUGGAGGAGGAUGUCUGGCCUGAUCUCCUACAUUCAGAGUAACUUGUCAUCUGUCUCCUGGGAGUGCAAUCCAGCUGCAGCAGUGCUGCCCACAGCUCCUCCUACACCUGUUUACUACCAUGUCCUCUACCGAGGAUGUGGGGAAACCCAGGUGGGCUGGCAUGGGGAGACAUAUUGCCUGGUUGGUGGCUACCGGGCCUUUGGGGAUGCUGCCAUCACCACCCCCACAAGAGAAGAGAAGCCAGCAUCUAGGUGGCCCUAUGGGAAUGCUCCCAUUGUUAUCCCAGCAAGGGCUGAAGCACAGAAUCCAGCAUCCAAAUGGGUCUAUGUGGACACUUCUAUUAUCAUCCCUGCAAAGAUUGAAGCACAGAAAUCAAUGUAUGUACGGGUUCCCAAGAAACCUUGAAUUAUGGCAGAGUCUAUCUCCUCCAGUGA